Musa acuminata subsp. malaccensis (wild Malaysian banana) is the source of this 1988-nucleotide messenger RNA. Lineage: Eukaryota; Viridiplantae; Streptophyta; Magnoliopsida; Zingiberales; Musaceae. The record is from RefSeq and is a predicted model, not a curated record.
UCCCGCUCCGGCAUCCCUUCCCUUCCUCUCCUCACCUCCUACGCCAAAGCAAACGUUAGAAAUACCUCCGGCCGCCAGCCGCUUUAUUUCGUAGCACCGCCGCCAGGGUCGCCGCCCCAUGGUCAUCUCGGCGGAGACGACACCACGGCGACCGGAUACCGCAGUGGCCUCGUCGGCGGCGGUGACGGAAGCUACGCCCCCUCGAGGGGAGGCGCAGGGUAGCCUCCUCCACCACUUUUCCUUCCCCAUCUUGAACACGUGGGGGAACCACAGCGCGCAACGUUGCAUGAGCGUGAACGGCAAGGAGGAGAUCGUCGCUGGUGGCGGACGGAGAUCGACGGCGUCCCCCGUGGAGACGCCAGAAUCGCGGAUCCGUGCCUCUGAGACUGGCCCCGGCGACGACCCUAGGAUAGAGGAGGUCAGGGAGAAGCUUAUGGCUCACCUUCGGGAGGCGGCGGACCGGAUGAACCUGGUGGUCCAGCUUCUGCCGAAAGGUGGGGCCGACGAGGCGGAGCCGGCGCCAGAGGCGAGGUUGGAUCCCAAGGCCGACGUGUCGGCGGUGCCGGCGGCGCUUCCCUGGAAUCUGAGGACGAGGCGAGGAGCCGCGAGGGCUCCGAUGGAAAUCCAGCGGCACCUAAGCUCGCGCCCGCAAGCGGUGUGGCGCAGGUCGGAGGACGCCGAGCGGCGGGAGCGGCCCAAGUUUUCGAUCUCGCUCACCAGAGAAGAGAUCGAGGAGGACAUAUACGCGAUGACGGGGUGCAGAGCUCCCCGGCGGCCAAGAAAGCGGGCGAAGGUCAUCCAAAACCAGCUCGACUCGUUGUUCCCCGGGUCGUGGCUGUCGGAGAUCACCGCCGACUCCUACAGGGUUCCUGAUUAGAGGUACGUGAACCUCCGGUGACUUGAUACCUACUUCUCCGCCAAACUCCCUUCACCUCUCUCUCUCUCUCUCUCUCUCUCGGGUUGCUGGCUUCAAAAUCCGCGGCCGCCGCCGUUGAUUCUAGUUCGAUCAAAAGAAAAUUCUGCUUUUUCAUUAAUGUUGCUUCUCUUAGAACGAAAAUUACUUCUUCCUUGUAAAAUUAUCGAGUUAAAUUCGAUCAACUUCUCUCGGUCAAAAUCGAAUAUAUGUCUACUGUUGCUCUCUUGCUCAUCUACAUGAGGAUUGGAAGCGGUGGUGGUCGUCGUCGUCCCCGUGACAUUUCCUGGACGUCCAUUUCUCGAGUUCCAGCGUUGCGACGUAAUGGCACUGGCUCAACGCUGUGCAUUACAGUAAGGCUGUGGUCGUGCUUACUGCAUUCUGCCAAGAAUUAGGAAUUAGCCAUAUGCUCAUAAAAAUAUGAAGGACAUGGGUCAACAACAACACACACAUCAUGCUGUUCGAGGCUGGUGAUGGAUUAAUUAUCGCACCAUGUGUUGAUUAAUGUUCAUGCGCUCAUCACAAUUUCGUCGAUCCUUUUUGACUCACUGAAUCAUGAUAGCAUCACCACAUCUGGUGAGGGAAAAAAGAAGCGUGUUUUAUCAUGAGUUUUUGCGAGUUGACUCGCUGACUCGGUCAAACCCCACGCGACUCGUCUCGUCUCGUCGCAGAAGAUACGCAGAUCGGAUGCAGUGCAAUGUUCUCCCCUGAAGUCAACAUAUGGACUUCACGCAUGCACGGAGUCAGUCGGGUGGCUUCUCCGAGUCAGGACCGAGUCCACGGCCAUGGCGCUUGGGCCCUUAUUAAUAGAAGACGUCUUCAACGAGCUCGACCUGGCCGCCACAUGGCCCUCGGCAUCGUAAACCCGCGCGUCACUGUCAUCUCCGCCGUAUCCCGCGACGGAGUGAGAGAAGACGGCGGGUCUCGAUGCGAUCCUGGUCACGGACGAGGAGGGGAAGGGACACCCAUCCAACUAGUAUAAAGGAGACGGCGGCGCCGAGCGAGAGAAGUAGAUCCAGCGUUCGGCGCCAGUCCCGGCGGGGCUCGAGCCAGGGAGGAGACGAGGCGGCGGCGU